Messenger RNA from Thunnus maccoyii (southern bluefin tuna), 1088 nucleotides. It is a transcript of the gene dmrt1, whose product is annotated as doublesex and mab-3 related transcription factor 1. Lineage: Eukaryota; Metazoa; Chordata; Actinopteri; Scombriformes; Scombridae. The record is from RefSeq and is a predicted model, not a curated record. The transcript is spliced from 5 exons. Bases 184 to 1068 code for a protein of 294 amino acids. Gene Ontology annotation, biological process: regulation of transcription by RNA polymerase II; sex differentiation. Gene Ontology annotation, cellular component: nucleus. Gene Ontology annotation, molecular function: DNA-binding transcription factor activity, RNA polymerase II-specific; RNA polymerase II cis-regulatory region sequence-specific DNA binding.
AAAAGAAGUCACAGCAGCAUCAGCAGGGCGGGGAGGGACGGUGACCUUAUAGCCUCCAGCCUGGCACCAGGACAGGCUUUAAUCAGCCGAGCCUGCCGAGACAAUCUCUAACAUAGUAGCUAUAAAAUCUGACCGUUGUGGUUCCUCGGCUGGUCUGUAGCAGUUAGCAGCAGUCUUUUAGCCAUGAGCAAGGACAAGCAGAGCAAGCAGAGCAAGCAGGUGCCGGAGUGCACUGGACCUCUGUCCCCGUCCAAAGGCCAGAAACCCCCCAGGAUGCCCAAGUGCUCCCGCUGCAGGAACCACGGCUACGUGUCUCCUCUGAAGGGCCACAAGCGCUUCUGCAACUGGAGGGACUGCCAGUGUGCCAAAUGCAAACUUAUAGCUGAGAGGCAGAGAGUCAUGGCGGCCCAGGUCGCCCUGAGACGGCAGCAGGCUCAGGAAGAGGAGCUUGGGAUUUGUAGUCCUGUGGCUCUGUCCGGCCCGGAGGUGAUGGUGAAGAAUGAAGCCGGAGCGGACUGCCUGUUCUCUGUGGAGGGACGAUCCCCGACACCUACCAGCACCUCCACCUCUUCUCUUGCUGUCACAGGGAGUCGCUCGACAUUGUCCGCCAGCCCGACGGCCGGCGCCAGGGCUCACACUGACGGACAGUCAGACCUGCUGUUGGAAACCUCCUACUACAACUUAUACCAGCCUUCCCGCUACCCCACCUACUACGGCAACCUCUACAACUACCAGCAAUACCAGCAGAUGCCUCAUGGCGACAGCCGCCUGUCUGGCCACAACGUGUCCUCUCAGUACCGCAUGCACUCCUACUACCCAACAGCCACCUACCUGGGCUCCACCACCUGUGUGCCACCGCUCUUCACCCUGGAGGACAACAACAACAACUGCUCCGAGACAAUGGCAGCCUCCUUCUCACCCAGCAGCAUCGCCACCGGCCACGACUCCAUGAGCUGCCGGUCCAUCAGCUCCCUGGUUAACUCCGACGUCAAAGCUGAAUGUGAGGCCAGCAGCGAGACGCCCAACUUCACCGUCAACUCUAUCAUCGAUGGCGAUGCCGCCAAAUAAAGAAGCUAAGGAUAACACGA